Onychostoma macrolepis is the source of this 1250-nucleotide messenger RNA. RefSeq names its product H-2 class II histocompatibility antigen, A-F alpha chain-like. The record is from RefSeq and is a predicted model, not a curated record. The transcript has 4 exons. Lineage: Eukaryota; Metazoa; Chordata; Actinopteri; Cypriniformes; Cyprinidae. Gene Ontology annotation, biological process: immune response; immunoglobulin production involved in immunoglobulin-mediated immune response; antigen processing and presentation of exogenous peptide antigen via MHC class II. The coding region runs from base 80 to 850 and encodes 256 amino acids. Gene Ontology annotation, cellular component: membrane; MHC class II protein complex. Gene Ontology annotation, molecular function: MHC class II protein complex binding.
CUGGAACUAAAUUCCUGCCCACUCUCAUUCAUCUCCUUCAAAGUCUGUUUCUCUGCUUGUUCCACUGUUGUCUGUAACGAUGGAGCUGAAUCUGGCCAUUCUUACCCUCGCUGUUUGUCUCUCAGCUGAUGCUCAAAUUAUUCACGACGAUUUCAAAAUUAAUGGAUGUUCUGAUACAGAAAAAGAAUCUGUCUAUGGAUCUGAUGGAGAAGAGAUAUGGCAUGCUGACUUUAUUCAAAAGAUGGGAGUAAAUACAUUACCAGAUUUUGCAGAUGCUUUGAGAUUUCCAGGAUUUUAUGAACAAAGCAUUUCAGAACAAGAAACAUGCGAGAAUAACUUAGCUGUAUGCAUUAAAGCUUACAAUUUCCCACCAGAGGAAAUGGACCCCCCCGAGACAUCCAUCUAUCCGAGGAAUGAUGUUCAGCUGGGUGUUGAAAACACGCUCAUCUGUCACGUGACUGGCUUCUUUCCUCCACCUGUCAACGUCUCGUGGGCUAAGAACAAUGUCAUUGUGACGAAAGGUGCGAGUCUGAGUCGGUACCGACCGAGGAAUGAUGGAACCUUCCACAUCUUCUCCUCUCUGGAUAUUGUUCCUGAGGAGAGAGACAUUUACAGCUGUAUGGUGAACCACGGAGCCCUCCAGGGCCAAGCGCAGACCAAAAUAUGGGGUGUCCCAGAGACGGCUGCUGUCCCACCCAGUCUGGGUCCGGCGGUCUUCUGUGGAGCAGGGUUCACUCUGGCGCUACUGGGAGUAGCUACGGGAAUCUUCUUCUUUAUUAAAGGAACUGCAACUGACAACACAGACACAGCAAAAAAAGAAAAACUUUUCAUGCAGUGGACCUACCAAUAAAGACAGUUGCUCGCGGAUUCUCAAUGCAAUGAUACAGUGCUUUUGUGUCAUUUCAGUGAUGGACGGCACUGCUGGUGUUGAAGAUCAAUCGAUCAAUAGAUACAUAAAUGCAAAAAUCUGGGUGAACCUUGAAAGUUGAAACAGAUUAAAUCAUUUCAUAAAAUCUUUUCUUGCUGUGUAGCACUGUUUAUAAUUAUAUCUACACGUUUUUGCGCAGAUUACUUGACGAACUGCAAAUGUAACAUAAAUCAUUGUUCAUUAUGAGUGACUUAAUUCAAAUAAGACACUUUUGCUACUUUCAUACUACACGUAGUUGCUUUUGUCAUGGAUUGAAAUGUUUCUUUUUUUAUAUUAUGUACGUUUUUUGCCCCUAGCGGUUAAUAAAGGAAACUGCAUGAGA